AAUGUACAAACAGCUGGGAGGACAAGAAGGAGCUUCAAUUGUGUGGCUGGAAUUCCUUGAAACAGAAUUUUGGAGCUUCUCUGCAAAGCAAAAUGAAUCUUUUCUGUUUUUCACUGGAAGGUUCCAUGGAUAGCUUAUAUGAGCCAGUCCAAGAGCAUCAAGAGUCCAAGGACACUAUGAGCAUUGACAGCAGGUCUAGCACUCCACUGACCACUUAUGUGAAAUGGGGCCCACCAGACAGAUCCAUGUCUUUGGAAUUUUCUGACUUUGAAAACACCCUGACCAAAAAGAGAAAAUCUAUCCAGAAGUCUGUGUCUGAAAAUGAAGCAUUUGAGAGGAAAACUGUGAAUGGCACUCUUUGGCAGAAUUCCAAGAAGCCCGAGAAUGAUUCGUACAUCAGAAGGCACUGUCAGCUUGAAGAGCUCAGUGAAAAUAAUCUUGUAGAUGAUAGCGUACAUUUACUGCAAGGAAAAAAGGUAGAACAAACCACAUGUGAGGUGGUGAAUUAUGAGCAAUGGAUUCCACCCCAAGCCCCAAGUCCAAGCGGGUCUAGCAACAGUGAAAUGGUGGCAGAAUCAGAUGAUAACAAAGCUGAAUCAAUGGGAACAUUAAAACGAUUGCAGAAAUUGGUGAGAAACAAAAAAGCCAAUGCCCAGAGUUUGGAUGAUGCCAAACAUGUUUUGAUACCUCUCAAUUCAUUCUAUGAUAUUAAUCUGUCAGAAAAGGAGGAUGCACUGACUUCUUGCAUGAAACUGACAAAACCUCAGGAAAAGAAGUUCUGGAAAGAGCUUGCAAGGCAAAAGGAAGAAAUUGAGAUGAGACCAGAUUUUAUUGCUGCUUCCCUGGGGAGAUCAUACACUUCUGGACCAAACAAUUUUGGGGAUAUUUGCAUCUAUCCAGAUACUGAAUUUCAGUUGUGGAGUGACUGGAAGCCCUUUCCUGAUAACCAGCUUUGUCCAUGUGACUUCUUGAUCUCAAAAAUAGAAGACUGGGAGAACUGUAUUUGCUGUUCUCAUCAUUCACGUGUUACGUGUUCCCUUACCGAUAUGGAUCUCUCAUAUUCAUGGCGCACAAGUAGUUUUGGAACCUUUGACCGCUUUAGGCAUCAUUCAGUUUCGAAGCCAGAUGAUUCAGUUGAGGUAACUGAGGUGGAGACUAUAAGUGACCUUGGAGAUGCAGGACAGAAUAAAAUGGCAGGAAAUGGAAGUGGUUUGGGAAAGAAGAUGCGGGCCAUUUCUCUGACCAUGAAGAAAAAGAUGGGUAAAAAGUACAUCAAGGCACUCUCCGAGGACAUGAAUGAAGAAGGCAAAGAUGACAGUGAUCCUGGAGGUGGAGGACAUACAGAAAAGGCCUCUUUAAAAGCCAGUGACUCUAUGGACAGUCUCUAUAGUGGCCAAAGCUCAUCUAGCGGAGUCACUAGUUGUUCAGAUGGAACCAGCAACAGGGACAGCUUUAGGCUUGAUGAUGAAGUCCCUUAUAGUGGACCAUUCUGUGGCAGAGCCAAAGUACACACCGACUUCACUCCAAGUCCUUAUGAUACUGAUUCUCUAAAAAUCAAGAAAGGAGACAUUAUCGACAUUAUCUGCAAAACCCCCAUGGGUAUGUGGACUGGCAUGCUGAACAACAAAGUGGGCAAUUUCAAAUUCAUUUAUGUGGACAUUAUUAUGGAAGAGGAAGCAGCUCCCAGGAAGAUCAGGGCACACCGAAGAAGCAGAAGGGCAAAGCCUAAAACCUUGCAGGAACUCUUAGAGCGGAUCCAUCUGCAGGAAUACACAUCAACUCUCUUGCUAAAUGGCUAUGAGACUUUGGAGGACUUGAAGGAUCUACAAGAAAGCCAUCUGAUUGAGCUGAAUAUUACAGACCCAGAAGACAGGGCCAAGCUACUGUCUGCAGCUGAAAGUCUACAAGACUAUGAAACUGAACAAGAGCAUGAAAAUGAGAAAGUGCCCCUGAGUUUAAGCCCUGACCUGAGCUUUAACAAGUCACAGUUAAAUGACUGUCCAAGAGACUCUGGCUGUUACAUCUCAUCAGAAAAUUCAGAUAAUGGUAAAGAAGAGCUGGAUCCAGAAACCCUGUCCAACUUAGUACAGACAAUCAGUAUCACCGAGUCAAACUGAUUCUGUCCGUGUGCUUUUCUGCAGCUUUGCAGAUAUGACUAGCUGAUACGUGAAGCUAACUUGUUAGUGUGGCAGCAUAGCAGUAGUCUGCAAAAUAUCCUCGACAGUGAACACCCUCGUAGGAUUUCCACAUGAAAUACUGUGUUUUAGACUAUAUUCAGUGUUUGGAUAUUGCCUAGCUAAAUCUUGCAUGGUGAGAACAGUGCCCCAGGAUUUACUUCUUAAUUAACCCUUGAACAAUUGACUGAAGAGAAAGUGAAAUAAUUGCUAUAUAUUUAUAAAUAGAUUUAUAUAUAUAUGUACAGUAAAUGCAUUUUCUAUAAUAACAGGUAGUGGUUUUAGUGAGUGGCACAUAGUUAUGGUUAUGUUCACUUCCAGAUCCUUCCAAAAUAUUGUACAUAGUAUACAUAUUUAUUAUUUUAAAUCCUGAUAAUAAUUACACCGUAUCCUUUUUUAUUUUCUGAUGUGUGUUGGUUUGCUAUUGUACAAAACAUGCUUUUCAUCAAUACAUCAUCAUAAUGGAAAGGUGAACAGACUGAUUCUGCAAUUGAAAAUAUUGGGCCUGAUUCUCAUUUACAUUAAAGUUGCUUCAUACAACUCUGCCUUAAAGAGCCUCACAAAAGGCUUAAAAGUAAUUUACAGCCAUUUUCAAACCUCUUCACACAUUGUCAUAAUGGUGCAAAAGAACUUUAAGGGAAAUCAAAAUCAGGGCAUCUAUAUUCAAUAACCUUCAGGAAUACAUGGCACACUGAGUUUCUUACAUGCUGUUAUCUUCCCUAGAAAUUCAUGUCUUUUCUGAACAUUGUGAAAAGAAAGUGAGCUAUUUUUCACCAAAUGGAUAUCCACAAUUGAGUUUUUUCAUUUGUUUUUGUGAACCUCCUUCCUCUUGUGCUUAGUCUAGCAUUUGUUAGCAGAAAUAUAUUUGGUUAUGUACAAAUGCCAAUAGCUAAUGCAUAAGUAUAUAUCAUUCUCCCUUGUCUGACAGUAAAUUCUCAUUCCCUAUGUAUUUUAUAUUGGAAUAAAUAUUUAAUUUCUUGUUUUCUUCAUAAAGUACUUCUAUUGACAAUAAACAGAAGUAUGUGAUUGA
Gavialis gangeticus (Gharial) is the source of this 3204-nucleotide messenger RNA. RefSeq names its product SAM domain-containing protein SAMSN-1-like. NCBI's taxonomy places the organism in Eukaryota, Metazoa, Chordata, Crocodylia, Gavialidae. The transcript has 16 exons. The record is from RefSeq and is a predicted model, not a curated record. Bases 93 to 2117 code for a protein of 674 amino acids. Gene Ontology annotation, molecular function: protein binding.